Molecule: messenger RNA, 3718 nt
Organism: Pimephales promelas (fathead minnow)
Lineage: Eukaryota; Metazoa; Chordata; Actinopteri; Cypriniformes; Leuciscidae
Source: RefSeq, a predicted model, not a curated record
GACAAACUAUUCAACCUGUAGCUCUGGAAAGGACAGUACAUCCCACGCAGUGGAAAGAGUGCAUCACUACGACUAUCGUCAUCUUGUCUGCGUCCUCUCUGGCACUAUGAAAACGCACACAUGUGAAACCCGCUGAGGACGAAUUUAUCUGGGAACAAACUUUUGGAAUUUCCUGCAACUUUGGGACCAAUUCUUUAAUCUUGUCCGUAGGCUAUCAGUUGUCUUAAUACUUCAACGUCAGACACAAUGUAUUUCCACAAUCGGGUCCUAUUUGUGUUUUUGAAUUCCCACGCGCUACUGAUGAUGAUGUGCCUGCCACCAGCCUCAGCGCAGAAGUCCAAUGGUCCUCGGUGGCUUAUAGGGGAAAGAGAGAGCCCAUGUUCCCCUGCAUGCUCCAGGAGUCACGGCAAGCCUGUGUGUGGGUCAGACGGACGCAGUUAUGAUACCAACUGUGACCUGGAGAGGGCGAAAUGCAAGGACCGCACUCUCACCCUCGCCCACAGAGGCCGAUGCAAAGGUAAAAACUGGGUGAGGAUUGAUCAACCUCUUCCUGUGCCCACACUGGUUUCAGAGGUCAAAGAGCUGUCAGCAAUGAAAGAAGCAGGCCAGACGAAAUGUCGGACUGAGAGGAUUCAGGCUCUGGAACAAGCCAAGAGGCCACAGGAAUCCAUUUUUAUCCCAGAAUGCAAUGACGACGGAACAUUUGCCCAGGUCCAGUGUCACACUCUCACAGGAUACUGCUGGUGCGUGACCACAGAUGGCAAGCCAGUCAGCGGUUCCUCUGUCCAGAACAAAACGCCAGUGUGUUCAGGAAACUUCCGUGAAUUUAUGGGAACUCAUGCUGGGACAAGUGGAUUGUCAGGGUCAGUAACCGAUAAGCCACCGGGACCUCCAAGCUCGGGCAAAAAAGAUCUUGUUUCACCUCUUCGGCACUGGGCUGUACUCAAGACAAAGUGCAUGUGCACCAGAUGUUUAUGUCACCAGCAGGUGGAAGGCUAUGAUGGCUCCAAGCCCACACCAACCAUGGAGACUCAUGUUGUCCCAGAAGGUGAGGAGAUUACAGCUCCAACAUUGUGGAUUAAGCAGCUGGUGUAUAAAGAGAACAAACAGAACAGUUCAAACAGUAGGAAGCCAGAGAAAGUUCCCUCUUGUGACCAGGAGAGGCAGACGGCCCAGGAUGAGGCUCGGCAGAAUCCGCGGGAAGCCAUCUUCAUCCCUGACUGCGGCCUGCAGGGACUCUACAAGCCGGUCCAGUGCCACCAGUCCACUGGUUACUGCUGGUGUGUGUUGGUGGACACCGGGAGACCCAUACCUGGAACUUCCGCAAGGUAUAAAAAACCAGAAUGUGACAGUGCGGCUCGUUCUCGAGACUCAGAGAUGGAAGAUCCUUUUAGAGACAGGGAUCUGACAGGGUGUCCAGAAGGAAAGAAAGUGGAAUUCAUAACCAGUCUGUUGGAUGCCCUUACUACUGACAUGGUGCAAGCCAUCAACUCACCAACCCCCUCUGGUGGCGGGAGGUUUGUUGAGCCUGACCCAAGCCACACACUGGAGGAACGGGUGGUUCAUUGGUACUUUGCCCAGCUGGAUAAUAAUGGCAGUCACGAUAUCAACAAGAAGGAAAUGAAGCCCUUCAAGCGCUACGUGAAGAAGAAAGCCAAACCCAAGCGAUGCGCCCGCAAGUUCACCGACUACUGCGACCUUAACAAGGACAAGACCAUCACCCUUCAAGAACUCAAAGGAUGCCUAGGAGUCAAUAAAGAGGGUAGCACUUCAAGCAGCAGCAGUCAGGGGACAAGGCAAGGGACAAAUUUGUUCACAGGUCGUCUGGUCUGAAGACAGAAAGCUCCAGAAGAUGAGGCAGUAGGACGAAGCACAGUUGGAAGGCAUCUGUUCACUGCUGGAAGAGUACAACGAAGGAUUCUGAGAAGUUAUUAAGAGGUUCCUCAAGAAAAAUGAUAUCAUGGAGCCAAAAUAUUUGCACUUUCUCCUCCCAUUGUUAGGCAUUUUAUAAUGUCCUUUGUUCGUGUUGUAAACGUUUAAUUAAGAUCGACAACUCGUGUCCGAGUGUUGACCAGUUAUCCGCUACCGUCCACAUUUUCAGCACAUCCACACUCACUGCUAAUCCAGACAGUAUUAUGUAGUCGUUUUGUUUAUGUCGAAUCAAAAAUAGAAAAAAAGCAAGCGUUCUAUUUUGAAAGACGCUCGUCUUUAAAUGUCUUUUGUUGUUUUUGAAAAUGUCCGUUCAACCAAUAUGUUUGCUCCUUUGUUCACCUUGGCAACGGAACUAAUGGAGCAUUAGUGAAAAAGAAAUGGAGUGAAAUCUUUUCUGUCAACAAACAUUAGCUACGGUCUCUCAGUCUUGCACCUCAGGACACUAGUAAUGUACACCCAAACCAUCGCCUGAGAAUUAGCAGUAAGUUCUACAUGGGUUGUUCAGAAGUCACUAUCACGCAAAAUUAGUUUAGUUGAUGUCACGAAACACUUAGCUUGGCUUUGCUUUCUUCAAAUGGAUUAUUCAGUAAGUAUGGUGUGUGUCUUACAUGCUGGGCAACCGGUGUUGCUUUUUCACAAUGUUUUAUCAAAUCUUGAACAUUACAGUACAUAAACACUCUAAAAAUGCUGGGUUGUUUUAACCCAACUUUGGGUCAAAUAUGGACAAACCCAAACGUUGGGUUAAAAAUGUAAUUAAAACAUUUUACCCAAUGGCUGGGUUUGUCCAUAUUUGACCCAAAGUUGGGUUAAAACAACCCAGCAAUUUUUAGAGUGGGGGUUUCCAAUUGCUAUAGACUGAUAAAUGCACGCAACUGGCCUAGUUUAGGAUCCAUAUUUAUAAUAUCCUUUCAAAGUGUAACAUUUUUCCAUAUAUCAGUUCUUGGCAUACACUAAUAGACAAUAGUAAUACCAUUUUUUUUUUUUUUACAUGUUGCAUGGUAUUCUUUGAAGUACUUAGGAGUGACAUGUAAACACCAUGGAAAAUUACAAUGUAAUCAUUCAGUACCACUGUAUUUUUUUUUUUUUUUUUUUUUUUCGCAUUUUCUUCUCUGGCUAGAAGAGGAUUUUCUAAAUCAGGAGGUUCACGUAGGUCUAACUAUAAAUGGAGUGUGUUCGAAAGCAAUUUUUUCUCAGCCAAUGUAAUCAGUUGUGUAGUAGUUAUGUCGCAGCAAUGAAUACGCGAAAAGGGUAAUUGAUUUUAAAAAAGAAAAGAAAUAAAUAGAUGUAUUUACAUUGACUCAAAAUUACAUUCUACAGUACGUCAUCAUUUACUGGGCUUUGGAAAUGAUCAUUUCUUGUCCAUUCCAAAAGCGAUACUUUCAACGUCUUGCAAGAAAACAAUAAAAAUAGAGAUAUAUAAAUAUAUUUACCCCUUAUUUCUUUUUCGGUAACUUUCUACUUUAGGAAAGAUGUGUUUGUUUUGUGUUUUGUGUGUGUGUGCGCACGUGCGUAUCUGUGUGUGAGUGUUACAUGUACUUGGAAUGGCUUAAAAAUUAAAAAUGGUCAAGUUGUAAAUAUUUACAUAUGUGCUUUUUUUGGGCUUUUCCCCAAUUCAAUCUUAAAACAUUGUUUAGCAAACCCUGAAAGCAAUGUCAACAUCAAUUAGAUUAUAUCUUAGAGUAAAUAAUUGUAAGUAGACUGUUUUGCUCUCAUCAUGUCCGUUUUUUUUUCUUUCGAAGUCUGUUCAACACAAUGUAAAAAUGACAGCCAGUGACAAUACACAUUU